Messenger RNA from Ordospora pajunii, 513 nucleotides. RefSeq lists its product as uncharacterized. The record is from RefSeq and is a predicted model, not a curated record. The transcript has a single exon. Bases 1 to 513 code for a protein of 170 amino acids. Lineage: Eukaryota; Fungi; Microsporidia; Ordosporidae.
AUGAGCAAGCAGACAGAGACUGAGGCAAAGGUUGCGGAGAUAGUAAAGAAGCAGAUUGGAAAUAAUGGAAUCAAGCAAGAGAUGUAUGAGAUGAUAUCGAUACAGACUGUGGUGUGUGAUGCAGGAGAGAAUGUGUUGGUUGUGAAGGUUCCGAAGGUGAUACUAAAAGAAGUGCAUAUGAGCUAUGGAAAUGUGGUGAAGGCAAUCAAGCAGCAGUUCCAUGACUACUUUGUUAUGUUUAUUAGAAACUUUGAAGCAGAGUGCAAGAAUGGCGAGGCAAUUAAGCAGGGGUAUUCGGAGAGAGAAAGCAACUGGAUUGCAAAUGCAUGUUUUCCGUACCUGCUUACUGGGAUACGUACAGAUGUGUAUAGCAUCAACGAGUCUGUUACAAACAUUCUUCUUGAGGCCCGAGCUGCGUUUAGCAAGGCUGAGAUGGACACUAUAGGAGCAGUGCUGAGCGAACUGCUUAAGAAGAGAUUUGUUGUUGAUGUCAAUCACCAUACGAAGAAUUAA